Alosa sapidissima (American shad) is the source of this 5696-nucleotide messenger RNA. It is a transcript of the gene frmpd4, whose product is annotated as FERM and PDZ domain containing 4. Gene Ontology annotation, molecular function: protein binding. Bases 362 to 4198 code for a protein of 1278 amino acids. Lineage: Eukaryota; Metazoa; Chordata; Actinopteri; Clupeiformes; Clupeidae. The transcript has 17 exons. Gene Ontology annotation, cellular component: cytoskeleton. The record is from RefSeq and is a predicted model, not a curated record.
GCACAGCCUCCGCACGUCAUUCCACUGCGAUGGAAAUGAAAUAGAGUUGGCUUAGCCCAGCUGACAGAGGCAUGCUUUGAAGGAUGUAGCCUGGGAACCUGCACUGCCAGAUCCUGUUCAAUGGGUUGUGAAUCUGUGGCACCGAUGCGGAGGGGACGCGGCAAUCACUCAGCCGUGCACAAGCCCCGGCAACAGGACUAAUCUCUCCACCUCACUCCUGGAAAAGCUCCUCUGCUUCCUCUGUUUUUGUUUCAUUAUUCUGAAUUAUUCAUCCUCGCCGCGUGGACGGCAGACCUCGCCAUGGAGGCAGAGUGAAGCACAUUUCUGGACCUUUUCGCUCUGACCACAGCCUGCCGCACGUAUGGAUGUGUUCAGCUUUGUGAAGAUGCCAAAGCUGUCGGGCAGCCACAGGACCAAGGCGUCAGGCUGGCCACCCCCCUCUGGCAGCUGGAGUCCCUCUCAGGGAGCCCCCAAUGGCUGGGACAUGGCGUCCAGUAGAGAGGGCAGAGAUUGCUUCAUCAAUCACGUUUCCCAGAGCAGCUCACUGGAGGAGGUCCGUCUGGACGGGGAGAAAGUCGCUCCUCCAGCCCCGCGGAAGGUGGAGAUGAGACGGGACCCUGUGCUGGGAUUUGGCUUUGUGGCAGGAAGUGAGAAGCCUGUAGUAGUCCGCUCUGUCACCCCAGGGGGUCCUUCAGAGGGCAAGCUCAUCCCCGGGGACGAAAUCGUCAUGAUAAACGAUGAGGCCGUCAGUGCAGCACCCAGAGAGAGGGUCAUCGACCUGGUCAGAAGCUGCAAAGAGUCUAUCGUGCUGACUGUGGUGCAGCCAUACCCAUCACCCAAGUCUGCGUUCAUCAGUGCAGCCAAAAAAGCCAAGUUGAAGUCCAACCCGGUGAAAGUCCGCUUCGCAGAGGAGGUCAUUAUAAAUGGCCAGGUCCCAGAAUCAGUGAAGGAUAACUCUCUUCUCUUUAUGCCAAACGUUCUGAAAGUGUACCUUGAAAAUGGACAGACGAAAUCAUUCAAAUUUGACAGCAACACCUCUAUUAAGGACGUCAUCAUGACCCUGCAGGAGAAGCUGUCCAUUAAGAGCAUUGAGCAUUUCUCUCUAGUGCUGGAGCAGAGGGCAGAGGGCUCCUGCAGCAAGCUCACCCUCCUGCAUGAGCAGGAAAUGCUAACUCAGGUGACACAGAGGCCAGGGGCACACAAGAUGAAAUGCUUUUUCCGCCUCAGCUUUGUUCCAAAGGAUCCCGUCGACCUGCUCCGAAGAGAUGCGGUGGCAUUCGAAUACCUCUACGUCCAGAGCUGUAAUGAUGUGAUUCUGGAGCGCUUCGGCUCGGAACUGAAAUAUGACACCGCCCUCCGCCUGGCCGCCCUGCAGAUGUACAUCCUGACUGUCAACACCAAACAGACCCAGAAGGUCUCCCUCAAGUACAUUGAGAAGGAGUGGGGCUUGGCUCUCUUCCUGCCCCCGGCAGUACUGUCCAGCAUGAAAGAGAAGAACAUCAAAAAAGCCCUUACACACAUUCUUAAAACAAACCAGAACCUGGUGCCCCCUGGCAAAAAGCUGACUGCCUUGCAGGCAAAGGUUUACUACCUGAAAUAUCUCAGUGAAUUGCGACUGUAUGGUGGCCGUGUUUUCAAAUCCACUUUGCUGCAAGGUGAGAAGCACACUGAGGUGACUCUACUGGUAGGGCCAAGAUAUGGCAUCAGUCACGUCAUUAACACCAAGACCAACCUGGUGGCCCUCCUGGCAGACUUCAGCCAUGUCAACCGCAUUGAGAUGUACACCGAGGAUGAGAAGAAUGUCCGAGUGGAGCUGCAUGUCUUAGAUGUAAAGCCCAUCACUCUGUUAAUGGAGUCCACUGACGCCAUGAAUCUGGCAUGCUUGACCGCUGGCUAUUACAGGUUAUUGGUGGAUUCUCGCAGGUCCAUCUUCAAUAUGGCAAACAGCAACACAGGAGGACAUGACUCAAGGGGGAAGCACACCUAUCAAGCCAUAGAGUGGAACUACAGCGCCCCCUGUGGAGCCUAUGAGGAGCACAAUCACCAGGCGUACACAAGAGAACUGCCCAACAAAGAGCCCAACUACUCAGACUAUGGCCGGCGGGACGGCGACGGCGCUCCCCUCUACAUCACAGAGGUGCAGCAUCCCCAGCACACUGGCCUCAUGGGGGACAGGUCAGAGCAGGUCAGCCGAGGCACACACGCCCAGCCUUACCUGUGUGUGCCUCGGGCCAAACCCCACGACUCCCCCCGCAGCGCCAAGGUGUCCUUCAUCUUCGGAGACCCUCCUCUGGACCGCGUGAACCCGCAGAACCUUGGCUACCAGCGCUUGAUGGACGACAGCCACGAGGUGUUGGACAAGCACAGGCACUUGUACAUGCAGCACGUGGACGACUACAAGACCCUGGACCCUGUGCUGGACGGGGACAGCUUCCAGUACCCGGCGCACCCGGUCUACAGCGACGCCAAGAUCUUCGGCAACACCGAGGGCAUCGAGGAGCCCCUGCUGCACGACAUCUGCUACGCGGAGACGACGGACGACGCCGAGGACGAGGACGAGAUCAGCUGCGAGGAGGACAUGGUGGUGAUGGGAGACUUGCGGGACAAGCAGCCCACCUUCCUCUCACUCUCCGAGUCCAGCGACGACAUCAUCGACCUGACCUCGCUGCCGCCACCCCCCGAGGGCAACGACGAGGAGGACACCGACGUGCUCCUGCAGUCUCUCAACCUGGCCAUCGCCGCGCCGCCGCCCGGCUUCAGGGACAGCUCCGACGAGGACGAGCACCACGGCCCGCCGGCCGCCGGCAGACAGUCCGGUCACGUCCGGCGCAAUGACAUUCCCGUGUCCCUGAUCGAUGCCAUCCCCACACAGAGUGAGGGGGAGUCAGAGGAGGGCCUGGACGAUGCUGUGGUCUCCACCCUGCAGGCGCUAGAGGCUCUUGCAGCGUCUGAGGAGCAGUCACACCCUCAGUCGGACAAUAGUUCAGGUGUAGAAAUAUCAAGGGCUUUUAGUCCCGAGUCGUCUUCUGAUUCCGGAAAUGAAACAAAUUCCUCCGAAAUGACGGAGAACUCGGAGCUGGCCGCAGCUCAAAAACACUCAGAGAACUCCUUGCGAAUGUUUGUUGCUACCGCUGAGGGCUACCAGACACUGGCCGAGGAGAAGACAGACUUCCGCAGGAGCGUGUGUGAGGGCGAGGGCAUAGUGUCGGCGCAGUGCAGCCCUCCCACACCUCAGGAAGAGGACCACCAAUCCACGGCUGUGCCUUCCUCGCAGAUCCCCCACUCAGAUGCCAUUGAGAUGGAGCCAGAAACCAUGGAGACCAAAUCUCUCACAGACUACUUCAGCAAAAUUCACAUGGACACAGUGAUGCCCGGCUCCCAGAGACAAAGGAAGCCAAAUGAGGUGGAGGGCAGUUUGCCUGACGAGGGCACAGAUGACCUGAGACAGAUGAAAAUGCCCGAUCCAAACGGAGAGGACCCGCACCUAGUAGGAAAAUACAACAGUUUUAAUGCACGUGAUUCACACCAGUUUGAAAUGGAGAGAAUGUCGCUUCCAUUUCAUGAGAAGACCCAAAGAUGGCAACAGAUGGCUGAAAAUAAAACAGCUGGGCGAACGCCUCCAGAAUACACUCACGACUGCAAUGCGUUGCCCAUGGCUCAUGCUGACAAAGCUAUGGCCAAGGGAGAGAGACUCGACGAAAACGGUUCUGCCGGACUCUGCAAAUACACGCGGUCUCCGGCAAAAGAGCACUACUCCACAGAGCAGCCAAACACACUCCCUGCUAACCAGCAGCAGCAGCUGGGCCAGGCUGGGCCAGCAGAGCCCGACGCCACACGCUUGUACGAGUACCACCUGAGCAAGCGCAUGUCGUCGCUCCAGAGCGAGGGCAUCCACUCGCUGCAGAGCUCGCAGUGCUCGUCCAUCGACGCGGGCUGCAGCACGGGGAGCAGCAGCUGCGUCACGCCCAUGGACUCGCCGCUCUGCACCGGGGACGGCGCACACCUGCUGUCCGAGUCCUCUCUCAAGGGCCUGGGCUACGGGGGUCCGGAGGAGAAGGCCUACGCCAAGCCCCCGCAUCCCAACAUGGACCCGUCCUUGGUCCGCAAGGUCCAUGCACAACCUGGCACCGAGCCAGCAUUUGGAACCAUUCGAGAUGGUUGCCAUCGCAUGCCCAAGAUAAGGGAAACCACAGUGUAGCGUGUUCGGAGCUGUAGGGAGCCAGAAGAGGAGACCAAGUCGUCUGGCUCCACUAUGUCUACUCUAGUCCCAUGCCACCACUGUCUCACAACCGCACACUGUCAAAAAAAGUGCCAAAGCAGGAGAGUGUGGAGGCUCUGAAACUAAAUUUCCCAUUUGAUGUUUUCCGUCAAGCCUCUUUCCUCUCCCCUCGUCCCCUGGCACAGGCGGCCACUGGGGCCUUUAUCAGGUUGGACACACAGGACAAAACAGAACGACUGGCUCAGGGAGUGUUACUUUGGGGGGGGAAACCAAAAGCAAGAACAGGUAGAGAAGAGGGUUGGAUGGCCCCGUCCCAAAUGUCUGCAGGCAAGUAUUGAAGGGAUUCUUCUCCCAGUGGCAGGUGAUUCAUGCUAACGCCAUCAGCAGCAUGCCAAGUGGACGUCCCUGCAGGAGGAAGUAUCCCCAUGUAUGUGCUGCCUCAUCGGGAGCUGCCAAACCCUGACGCAGGGCCACUGGACGUGCCACGGCCCCGCUUGCUGCUGCCGAAGAGAGACAAAGAGGAGUGUUUCAGCUAAUGGGAAGAAAUCAUGAAGUCUCAUGCUGGCCACACACGUUAUGAAACAGAGUAGACACACGCUGAUGAGGAACUGAAAGCCCCCUGCUGCAGCUGGUCCAAGUCAGGCUCUACACCAGAGAGAGAAAACCUCAUGGAUCCCUCCAGUACAACUAGUGGUAACAGGAUGAUGUAUACGGGUGCUAUGCAUUUUGAAAGACAUAAAAGUGGACUUGAUUGCGGUUUGGUGUCCUCUCGACUGUUGCUAGUGUUGUUAGUGACAUUAUGAGAUGUCGGUUGGCCCCUAAAGUAUGCAGUUCACCUUAAAUUGGGAAGCCUCAGUGGGAAGCAGAACAAGAGGACUAAGGAGUCCUGGUCAUGACCUGGCCGUGCUGCUGAUGUGUCAAGGAGUAGCAUCCCAUCCUCCCCUGCGUCACCAACCAAAGCAUCAGCGCACUGACACAUCAUUCCACUGCCGUGUCCACUGUCUGCUCACUGACUCGCUCACUUGAAAGGAACACUCUUGUCUUUUUAAUGAUCAAUUGCAAAAGCCAUACAUAAAGACAUGGGUUGAUCCGGCCCACCCAUUGUGAACUGUUAUGAUUUAUCCCUUGCCUUGUGUAUAUUUUGUCUAAUAUGUAAAAUUAUAAAUUCUAUGAUAGAGUUUCUAAAAAAAAAAAAAUCAUCCAGAUAAAUCCAUCCAGAUUAUUUCAAGUACAUGAUCUGAAGUAUUGCCAACGUCCAAUAAGUUUAAUGUCCUUGUGGGUUCUCUGGUAGACUUAGAAAAUUAUUUUAUCCAACAAAACCAGGGAACCAGCUGUUCUUAAUUUAAAACCGACACACUGAAGUGGUAUUGAGGAUUAUUUUCUGAUAGUAAACAGACUGAACACAAACAAAACACUAAACACAUUCACAUCACAUGUUCACAUCUAACAUAUUUUUUGGCAUUUAUGCCAAAGUCUA